This is a messenger RNA of Patiria miniata (bat star), 3766 nucleotides long. Its product is annotated as GH3 domain-containing protein-like. The record is from RefSeq and is a predicted model, not a curated record. Gene Ontology annotation, molecular function: acid-amino acid ligase activity. The coding region runs from base 1675 to 3567 and encodes 630 amino acids. Gene Ontology annotation, cellular component: cytoplasm. The transcript has 7 exons. Lineage: Eukaryota; Metazoa; Echinodermata; Asteroidea; Valvatida; Asterinidae.
UCACAAUAACCAUCUCUGCCCUCACAGGUACCCAUUUACUCCUGGGUGGAGAGAAGCAAUGAGUGACAAAGUGCCUUUCUCAAGGGCCCACGCACAAUGACCCAGGCUGGACUCGAACCCACACCCCGCAGCUUUUAUACCCACAGUCCACGAAUCCAGUGCCCUUGGCCACAGCACUCCACAAUGAUUAUGAAUGCAAAAGUCAGUUACUUUAGAGAUAUAUUUGGCAUAGGUUUUUUUUAAAUGCAAAACAAAGAAUCUAAGAGUGUCGUUGCAAUCCCGAGAUGCACAGAGACCAGAAUUUGCCUACCAGGUCAUGAGAAGUUGAAAUAACCCUGGCUCUGGAAAAUUAAGAAGUUGGUGUAGUGUGAAAAUGAGACAUUAAAAUCAGAAUUUUUUUUUUUUUUUUUUUUUAAAAUAACAUUACAAUUGUUCAAAUACGGAGGGCAUGAUAUGAACUUUCAGAUGCCUAGAAGAAUAAGUAGCAGGUUUGUGGAAUUUUUUUGAUACAUUUCCUAUUAUUUGAAUUAUCAAAUGUAUAUUUUCAUUAUUUUUUUUAUUUUAAUUUUUGAAAAAAAAACAAGCAUGGUGGGGGUGCAACCACAAUAAAACAACCACUCUUAACCUCGUUCCCAUGGUCUAACCUUAAUACAAUAGUAAAGACAGAGCAGCCAGACUGAGCUAGUGGGAGCGUACUGCUCCGUGUCAUGGGGACGAGGUCAGACUUGCCGAACUCUUUCAAGUGACGUCACUGGAAAGCUCGCUUGGGGAACGGUGAUAUCCUUAGUGACGCAUGUUUCGUGCCAUUGUUGUCAGUAGUGCAGGUAUUUAAAUUGUUGUUGAAGAAAUUGCUAGUUUUUUUAGUUUAUCUGCUAGUUUGUUAUCAGUGGAGAAUCUUUUAUAUGGACUGUGAUAAUGUAUAAGAAUGUUAACUCAGUUAAAUGCAUCAUAAACACGAUGCUGCUUGAGGCUUGUAAAUUCGAAUCUAGCCAAGAAAGACUUGGUCAAUAUGGAAAACAACUGGAAUUAAUUUAACUUUAAAAUGUUUAAGUUCAGUUGGGUUCUGUAUGCAUUAAAUCAUGCUUAUACCCAUCAUAUAUGAUGUAGAAUAUGUUUAUGACCUCGCGUUACCAUUGGAGACUAUGUAGCUAUUAACAACUGCUGCUGGCCACUGUCAUGUGGGCGUGGCCUUUCGGUAAGGGGGGGGGGGGUUGGCAAAUAUCCAUGAGUUCCCCAUGUGUGGUCCGGAAUCGACCACUUUUAAUUAGUCUUAUUUACCAAGGAAUAUGUGUCUAACCAUACCACCUGCUGAAAUGUUGCCUUGCCGAUCAUCUUCUGCGUCUCUCGUAACAAAAGGAUACCCCCAUACUCAGAGGCACUUUAUCUUUUCUUUUCUUUUUUAAAGAUAACCCGCUUCCAAACCAAAACUUUGAUACAACAUGUUCCCUUGGCAACAAAUACUGAGUGCCAGCCAAAAACUGUGUAAUUCUUACAUUAUAAUUCCCGCGAUCAAAAUGCCAUAAGUUGACUUGUGUAAGUUUAGGACUGCACUCGAAGUAUCGAAAUGUUCACAGUGCCAGCAAGCCUUUCAUUGUGAACGUGCACGUAGUUCGAGUUCUAAAGUACACUGCGAUCUACCGUUCCGACCCUCUUGGUUUCUCAAAUUGGUUCAACAUGGCAGUAACGUGGGAACAUCGGUGUGUGUUGUGGGCCUUGGCGUCUGCUGGUUUCACUGCGUAUGUUAUCAAUGCGUAUUUCAUCAACGACGCCACUUGGUUAUGCCGUGUUGCAGCAGGUUUCUUAGCGAUUCUGGGCACCUUGUCCUCGGUCACAGCUUUUCACAUCUCAACCCUCCGGUGCUCCGAAAGUCACACCCUCAAGACACUGUUGCUGCAGUACAUCCUCUUCCAAGUUGCAACCCUUGCCACGCCAUUCAGUUUGUAUAAGCUUAAAAAGCUAUGGAAAGAGCCACGCAAGGCGCAGGAGAAGUUUCUCCUAAAGCUGAUCUCCCGCGACGCAGAUACAGAGUACGGCAGACGAUACUUGACAGGCAUCCAAUCACUGCAGGAUUUCCGAGACAAACAUCCACUCACCAAGUAUGAUCACUACCAGGAUUACUUCCAGAGACUGGCAGACGGGGAAAAGAACGUCUGUGUGGCAGCCAAAGUGGACAGGUUUGGAAUUUCCUCAGGCACCACGGGAAAGGGCAAGCUGAUACCAAUGGUAUUUAAUGACAGUGGGUUGGGACUCGUGGUCGUUUUACAGGCAGUGGGGUCGAGCCCCAUACAGAAAAUGGCUGGGUUGUACUGCAAACCGGCACAGAAGUUUACCAAGUCAGGACUGCCUAUUGCACCAGCGGUAUUCGUGCCUGACAAUAGUUCCCUUGCAAAAUUCAUGGUAAGCACGCUCCUGAAUUCACCAUUUAGUGCCUUCCAGAUUUCUACGGAUUUCGAAGCCACCUACGUCCACCUUCUCUUCGCACUGACCGACAAAAACGUCUGCACGUUCAGUGCUCCAUUCGCGUCACAGGUGUACAGGGCGUUCUCCAUGCUGGAAGAUGAGCAAGACAUGUUCUUGGAGGAUCUUUCUACAGGCAGGAUCAAUCCUAGACUGAACAUUGAUGCGGAGACACGACGUUCGCUGGAUGCUGCCUUGGAGGCCAACCCAGCCAGGGCUCAUGAGCUGAGAGCAGAGUUUGCUCGAGGUUUUGUUGGUAUCCUUGGGCGAAUCUGGCCGCAUCUGAAUUGCUUUGUGACCGCAGAUAUAUCUGGCUAUGUGCAGAAACUCAAAGCCAAAUACACCAAAGGCAGCCGUCUUUACUCAUUCGCUUACGGCUGCACCGAAGGUUUAGUUUGCUACAACUUGUGGAUGGACGGUAGACCGCCGCAAUAUGUGCUGAGCCCUAGUACAAACUUGACGGAGUUCAUUCCUGAAGAUCUCAGUGAGGAGGCAAAUCCAAAGACUUUAUUUCUGGAUGAGAUCGAGGUUGGAAAACGCUACGAGAUAGUCAUAACGACCGUAAGUGGGUUUUACCGCUACCGCAUGGGCGACGUGGUGGAGGUUGUAGGUUUCCAUGACAACUGCCCGGUGAUUCAAGUGAAAUACAGAACUGGUGAGCUGUUGAAUUUACGGAGCGAGAAGAUUGACAAGCUUGUAGUGAACAACGCCAUACAGGAGAGCUUGACCAGCUGGCAAGGGGCGACGCUGGUGGAAUGGACAUGUGCAGAGAGUCCAUUGAUGUACGGGGACGCGGAGCAUGUUGAUUUUGACAUGUUGUACCUACUGUUCAUCGAGUUGGAAUCAGUGGACGGCUUCCGUUUAUCAGAGGAGCAGAAGUCAUUGUUCGACCAGUCACUUCGCAAGCAGCACGAGUUCUACGACCACUACCGCCAAGUUGGCACCAUCUGCGAGGCUCGCGUGAUGAUCGUUCGCCCAGGAUCCUUCAAGAAAUUGCAAGACUUCAUAAUAGCGACCUCCACGGCCAGUUAUAACCUGUUCAAGAUGCCCAAAAAGCUGCGCACAAAGGCGACUCUUGAUCUCAUGAUGAAGUGUGUAGUAGAUGUUUAAUAUAUGCCAUAAAAACCUGUAGGCUUUAUUGAACAACCCUUACUGUGUGUCAGAUGUCACAUGCACAUUUUGCCAAUGUUUUUUUUUUUUUACAGUACAUAGAAAAGUGCUCAUUCGCAAACAAAAGUGUGAAUUAUUAUAGUGUGUCCUGGAUAUUUAAUAAUAUCUGUCAUAAAAACCUGUAGGCUUUAUGGAGGAA